Papaver somniferum (opium poppy) is the source of this 2636-nucleotide messenger RNA. Its product is annotated as pentatricopeptide repeat-containing protein At3g09650, chloroplastic-like. Gene Ontology annotation, molecular function: protein binding. The record is from RefSeq and is a predicted model, not a curated record. The coding region runs from base 130 to 2415 and encodes 761 amino acids. The transcript has a single exon. NCBI's taxonomy places the organism in Eukaryota, Viridiplantae, Streptophyta, Magnoliopsida, Ranunculales, Papaveraceae.
AUCUCCUCCAUCUUUCUCGAUGGUUAUGGACAGUUGUAGUACCCUAAAAGGCUCACUAUAGAUUCAUUUUCAAGAUAAGAUUUCCUCACACUCUCUCUUGUCCCUGCUUCUUUCUCAUAUGGAGCUACCAUGAUAAUAACAACAACAGCAUCGUCAAGAAACCAAUUUUCAGUAACAAAUCCACUUUCAUUCCAGUGCCAUCCCCCAACACCACUUCCCACCUCCAUCGCCUCCGCCACCAGCCAUUCAAAAUACAAAAACCCACUUCGAAAUCACAGUGCCAAUCAAACUGAACACUCUCUUUCCACCACCAGCAACUCAAAACCUAAAAACCCAGUUCGAAGUCACGGUACCAAUCACGCUGAACAAUCUCUUUCUAUCAUCACCACCACCACUGACGCAUCAAUCAACGCCGACCAAGCACUUUUAACACUUUUGAGACAGAGGAAAACAGAAGAAGCAUGGUUAACCUACUUUCACUCACCUCAUCUCCCAAAUUCCCAAUGUCUAAGUCGAUUAGUCUCUCAGUUAUCCUACCAAAACACCAAAGAAUCCCUAACUCGAGCUCAAUCGGUCCUUCGUCGUCUCCGUGACUUGCGCCAACUUCACCGUCUCGAUGCUAAUGCUCUAGGGCUCCUCGCUGUUGCCGCUGCCAAAGCAGGUCAGACCCUCUAUGCUACCUCAAUUAUCAAAUCCAUGCUUCAUUCUGGUUAUCUUCCUCAUGUUAAAGCAUGGAGUGCUGUUACUAGUCGUCUCGCUGCCUCUGCGGAUGAUGGUCCUUUAGAAGCCCUGAAAUUGUUCACUUCUGUCACAAGGAGAAUUCGGAGUCUUUCGAAUCCUUCAGUAGCUACUGAGGCUCGGCCAGAUACGGCGGCAUUCAAUGCAGUACUUAAUGCUUGUGCUAAUCUUGGUGAUACUGAGAAAUUCCAUCAGCUGUUCGAUGAAAUGCCUGAGUUUAGUGCUAAACCAGAUGUUCUUACUUACAAUAUCGUGAUUAAGCUUUGUGCAAGAGCUAAUCGGAAGGACUUACUUGUUAGUGUGUUGGAAAGGAUUCUUGAUGAAGGAAUUGUGCCCUGUGUCACUACUUUACACUCUCUCCUCGCAGCUUAUGUUGGUUUUAAUGAUUUAGAAACUGCAGAGAAAAUGGUUCAGGCCAUGAGAGAAGGUCGUAAUGAUCUAUGUAAAAUCCUCAGAGACUGUAACUUAGACAAUCCUAUUCAGAUAGAAGGAGAAGUAUUCGAACAGUUGUUACUACCUAAGCCUACAACUCUGAGUAAUUACGAACCACCAUUGUUACCAAAAGUGUAUAAACCAGAUUCUAGAAUUUACACCACAUUGAUGAAAGGGUACAUGAAAGAAGGACGUAUCAGCGAUGUCGUUAGAAUGCUUGAGGCAAUGAGGCAGCAGACUGACAGUUCUAGUCAUCCUGAUCAUGUAACAUAUACCACUGUUAUCUCUGCAUUGGUCAAAGUUGGAGCAAUGGAACGAGCUCAACAAGUUCUUACAGAGAUGGCUCGGGUCGGUGUUCCUGCAAACAGAAUUACCUAUAAUAUCCUGCUCAAGGGAUACUGUCAGCAAAUUCAAAUAGAAAAUGCAAAGGAGUUAAUUAAAGAAAUGUCUAGUAGUGCUGGAAUUGAACCGGAUGUUGUUUCAUACAACAUCUUGAUUGAUGGACUCAUACUUAUUGAUGAUAGUGCGGGAGCUCUUGAAUAUUUCAACGAGAUGAGAGCCAAGGGAAUUGCACCAAGUAAAGUCAGUUAUACCACCUUGAUGAAAGCUUUUGCUUCAAGUGGUCAACCAAGGCUAGUUCAAAAGGUUUUUGAUGAGAUGCUGAAAGACCCAAGAGUGAAAGUUGAUCAGGUUGCAUGGAAUAUGUUGGUUGAAGGGUACUGUAAACUUGGAUUAGUUGAAGAAGCAAAAAAAACUGUUCAGAGGAUGAGAGAGAACGGAUUUUACCCGAACGUCGCUACUUAUGGUAGUCUUGCGAAUGGGAUUGCAGUUGCUAGAAAACCAGGAGAGGCUCUUUUGCUAUGGAAUGAAGUAAAAGGAAGGUGCAAGGUAGAAAAGGAAGGAGUUUCUUCUGCUACUUCACUUCCACCGUUGAUACCAGAUGAAGGGCUCCUUGAUACUCUAGCUGAUGUAUGUGUGAGAGCUGCUUUCUUUAAGAAAGCCUUGGAGAUAGUUGUUUGCAUGGAGGAGUAUGGGAUAUCCCCAAAUAAGACCAAAUACACAAGGAUUUAUGUGGAAAUGCAUUCAAGAAUGUUCACGAGUAAGCAUGCUUCGAAGGCCAGACAAGAUAGAAGGAGCGACAGGAAAAAAGCUGCCGAGGCUUUUAAGUUUUGGUUGGGACUUCCCAACUCUUACUAUGGGAGUGAAUGGAGGCUCGAGGCUGAUAGUUUUUAUGCCACCGAUUGAUAACAUAGUUUAUAACGAGCUACUUUAACAGAAGUUUUAAAUGGGAAGUGACAUGUGGUUGAGUUCAGAACUGUAGAAGAUUUACUAAAGAUGCGGUAGAAAAGUAUAAAUGUAAUUUCAAAUGAAGCCUGUUGUUGUUCAGUAGAAAUGUCCUCUAUAUGUAUUGAUGGAAAAAUCCAUACCAUACACACCGAUAUAAAUCUGAUAUAUUUUCUUUCAUA